CGAAAUGAAAUUAGAAAAGAAUGCGGAGAAAGUGGUGAGCAACUGUCCACAGCAGACGCUGCUACUGCAGAUUCAGCGAACGCUCGAAGGAGAUCUAAUCGUGCUGAGGAGCCAAUCGUGCAGCAGAACACGACUACGGUGGAGGAGACUGAUUCUCCCAGAGAGAAGCUGGUGGUGCGUUUCAGCAGAAGCCAGCCCACUGAGAGUAGUGAAGCUUCGGGACCGCCUCCGCAGUGGAGACUCGUGCCAAUCUCCGCGAAGAGUUCUCCCGCGGCGAAGCAGUCCUGCUCGUCCGCCAAGCAGUGCCCGCCCCCGAACUCAGAGCAUUCGCAGUCGGCGGGCAACGGCGCGCAGCCACGUCGCCAGUCAACUGGAGACUGUCGCGACUCUUCACAGUCCGUACUGUCGCGUGAAAAUUCUCCCUCCUAGCAAGACUCUGACAGCCACAGGCAUACAGGAUGACAGCAAGGUUCCGGAGAGCUGCUGGGACUGUGGGCUUCGUGUUGAGGAAUGGCGGCAAAGUAAGAAUCCUCAUCGCUGUCAUACGUGUGAACUGUAUGUAUAAUUUUUUUC
Molecule: messenger RNA, 573 nt
Organism: Schistocerca piceifrons (Central American locust)
Lineage: Eukaryota; Metazoa; Arthropoda; Insecta; Orthoptera; Acrididae
Exons: 2
Coding region: 5-565 (186 amino acids)
Source: RefSeq, a predicted model, not a curated record